UAGUGCACUGGGCGUGGAAAUCAGCGAACAUCAACAAGAGGAAAAAGACAAGGAAACAAGAAAAUUGGUCGGGCUUGGAUUUGGAUUAUUUUAAUACAAGAAUGUAUUUUUAACUACAAAUUAUCGAAAUGGGGCCUUAAGGAAACAGUGUAUAGCUUUAUACACUACGCUAUUUUAUUAUUUUUCUAUUUUUGACACCGUUUGUUUUUCUUCUGAGAACAGAUUUUUUUUUCUGACAAGAAUGAAGGGCUUUCUGAACCAAGAUCAGGAGAAGGAAGCCUACACACUCAUGAAAGAACUGAGGUCCAACCUGGAGCAAGAAGCCAUCUACUUGCCAAGGGAAGCCGGCCUGAAGCUGAUCGAGUCCACUGUGGAGAAAAAGAAUGGAAUCUCUGCUAAAUGCAGGGAUACUAUUGUGGAGGAUCUCUGGAGUCUGACCAGCUUUUUUGGCUACAGCACCCAGACCUUCGUCCAGGCUGUGAACCUCCUAGACAGGUUCCUCGCCAUGAUGAAGGUCCAGCCCAAGCACCUGCCCUGCAUCGGAGUGUGCUGCCUCCACAUAGCAGCCCGCGAGCUGGAGGAGGAGUGCAACGUGGCACCUUCCCACGAGCUCAUCCGCAUCAGCCAGUGCAAGUUCACCGUGUCGGACCUCAGCCGCAUGGAGAAGAUCGUCUCGGAGAAGCUAGAUUUCCGCUUUAAAGCUGUCACUGCCCUAACCUUUUUGCACUUGUACCACGCAGUGGCGCUCUCACAUACCUCAGACAGGAAGGAGAUUCUGAACCUCGACAAACUGGAGGCUCAGCUGAAAGCCUGCCUCUGCAGACUAGUUUUUUCAAAAGCAAAACCAUCUGUCCUCGCCCUCUCACUAAUGACCCUGGAGAUUGAAGCCCUCCAGUCCGUCGACCUGCUGGAGAUUGUCCAGAGGGUUCAAAGGCACCUUAAGAUAGCCGACAGUGAGCUCCUCUGCUGGAAAGAGCUCGUGGCCAAAUGUAUGGCAGAGUACCUGUCACCCGAAUGUAGCAAACCCGACAACAAGAAGCUGGUAUGGAUCGUGUCUCGACGGACAGCGCAGAAUCUGCACGCCAGCUAUUACAGCGUCCCGGAGCUGCCCACCAUCCCGGAGGGCGUUUGGGACGAGAGUGAAAGUGAGGAUUCUUCUGAAGACAUGAGUUGUGGGGAGGACACCCUCAGCAGCUCUGCCGGCAGCGAUGGAGAGGGCGCCUUCUUCCCUCGCCAUUACUGCCGCCCUUAGAUCACACCUCCAUGUGUCCAUGGGUACAGGCGACAUGCCACGGUGCUAUUAAUAGUCAUUGCUUUCCUUAUUUAAAAAGAAAGAGAAAAAUCGAAUAAUUUAUCAUAUCAGUAGGGCUUAUAAAAUCUGCCUUUUUGCAUUCUGGCAGCGUUAUCUAUUAGGCCUAACCAAGUGCCUGUUCAACGAUAUACUGUAUGUCGGUUGGUUAUACUCAAAAUCUCCCAGGCUGAUGCUGAAUAAUUCUGGCAGCUGAUUCUGAACAGAUAUUUCAACCAAAUGGUUAUUUUUUUUUUUUCGGUAUGUUUUUGAAGUUGAUGCAUGUUUAGACUCGUCACAUUCCAGGUGAUGUUAAAAGCACAAGGGUAUCGUGCUGCUGCUCCUGUGAUGUUGUAGACCUGUAAACCGUAAAGGAUUGGAGACUGUUCAGCUCACAUACGGAGCCCCUAUUGCACGAGUUUUUUUUUUUUUGAUGAAAGACUGACUUCGGAGGCUAAAGUCACAACACUGCUAACAGACCAGCUAGUGUACUCAAUCUUCCAAGUUUGUAUGUUGUUCGAGUUUAGAGUAUGCAUGGUGUUGAAAUAUAGAGUAUGCCUUGUUUGUGACAGUUUUGUUUAAAAACCACUUCAGAUAGUCAGAAUGUGAUAGAAACCUAUAAAUGUCAGAUUGACAUUGUACGUGUGCUAUAAAUGCAGUAAAACUGUUCAAAUGUAAAUAGAAAAAACUGUAAAAAACGUUGUAAAAAUGAAAACUUUAAAAACAACAUAUUGUAGCCCUGUGAAUAGUGUGCAUUAGAAAUUAACUUAUUUCCUAUUGUGAUAAAUGUUUUUGUCAUUGUUUGUAAAACAUCAAAAUACAAAUACUAUUUUGAAACAUG
Messenger RNA from Brienomyrus brachyistius, 2129 nucleotides. It is a transcript of the gene ccng2, whose product is annotated as cyclin G2. The transcript is spliced from 8 exons. Gene Ontology annotation, cellular component: nucleus; cytoplasm; cyclin-dependent protein kinase holoenzyme complex. NCBI's taxonomy places the organism in Eukaryota, Metazoa, Chordata, Actinopteri, Osteoglossiformes, Mormyridae. Gene Ontology annotation, biological process: regulation of cyclin-dependent protein serine/threonine kinase activity; mitotic cell cycle phase transition. The record is from RefSeq and is a predicted model, not a curated record. Bases 242 to 1252 code for a protein of 336 amino acids. Gene Ontology annotation, molecular function: cyclin-dependent protein serine/threonine kinase regulator activity.